Daldinia loculata is the source of this 4466-nucleotide messenger RNA. RefSeq lists its product as uncharacterized. Gene Ontology annotation, molecular function: protein binding; metal ion transmembrane transporter activity. The transcript is spliced from 10 exons. Gene Ontology annotation, biological process: transmembrane transport; protein localization to ciliary inversin compartment; metal ion transport. The record is from RefSeq and is a predicted model, not a curated record. Lineage: Eukaryota; Fungi; Ascomycota; Sordariomycetes; Xylariales; Hypoxylaceae. Gene Ontology annotation, cellular component: ciliary inversin compartment; membrane. Bases 57 to 4391 code for a protein of 1444 amino acids.
CUUUAUACUCAUUUUGGUUGCACGCAAAGCAUACUUGCGAAAGACUUUCCACCGCCAUGGAAACUUCCAAUGAGCCCAUAAAUUUGAUAGCACCUAUAACCGAACCGCCCCCUACUGAUGAUAGCACCACCUCGAAUAAUAAUCCUAACUUGGUCUCGACCAACCCUUUACCCAACGACUUGGAGCAGAAGCUCGAAGAAGUGAUUCGAAACGGUGAUUGCAUCGAACUAGAAAAGCUUUUGAGAUCUAGAGAAGAUUUACUUGAGAUACAGCUGCAGUAUAAGUUCAAAGAACGCGGAACCAACACAGUCAUGGUUACUCCACUGGUUCUAGCAGCAGCAUUAAGUAAAACUGCGAUCGUUAGGUUUCUUCUAGAGAACAAUGCGAAUGUGAAGGCUGCCGAUUCGAAGCUUGGCGAGACGGCACUGCACAUGGCUGCCCGACGCGGUCCGAAAGACAGCGUGGAUUUGCUCCUCUCUCAUAAAGCAGAUAUACACCAGAAAGGCCUAUACGACACAACCCCAUUACACUUAGCAUGUAGAUAUGGCCAGCGCGAAGUCGUUGCUUGCCUUUUAGAUGCACAAGCGGACCUGACCAAGCUUGAUAAGGAUGGUACCACACCAUUUCUCACCGCAUCCAUAUAUAAUAAACAAGAAAUAAUGCAGUUUCUUUUGGAACGAGGACCAAAGGAGCAGAUAAACGGCAUGAACAAAUUCUCGAAUGGACCAUUACAUCUGGCAUGCCUCAAUGGUAGUCAUAACGUGGUAGUAUGGCUGUUGAAGUUGAGAGUACCAAUAAACCAGUCAGGAUUUAUAGGAAAGACUCCAUUGCAUUUUGCUUGUGAGCGAGGCCAUACAGAAAUUAUCAAGGCGCUUAUCAGCCACGGAGCAGAUAUUCACAGGCGAAAUAAAGAUGAUGACAGCCCUAUCCUACAUUCCUGUUUAUACGCACAACUACGGAGUCUCGAGACGUUGAUAGUUCAUGGUGCAUUAAUUUCUAAUGUUGAUGGUCAACGCAAUAAUUGUUUUCAUAAUGUUGUACUGGGAGAUAAUGAGUUCUCGGACUCACACAAACACAUUAUGGAGACAUUAGUUGGCGCAGGAUUAAACAUUAACCAGCCCAACCGUGCCGGCUAUUCACCUCUUUGGAUGGCCUGUGAGAAACAGAAGGACAAGCAUAUCCGAUGUCUUCUCGACCUAGGUGCUGAUAUCAACUACAAAGUGGCCUCUAAUGGGUCCACUGCUCUUAUGGAGGCUUGCUGUAAACCAGAUACACAAACCGUUAAGACGCUCCUGCAGCUGGGACCUGACAUGACCAUCACAAACAACGACGGACAGACUGCUUUAGCACUGGCCUGUCGCUUCGGCCAACUUGAGAAUGCUAAGGCUCUAAUAAACAACGGUGCGACGGUUACAAUCUGUGACAAGGAUGGACAUACACCCUUAUAUACUGCGGUCAUGUGCGGUAAUAUUGAUAUUGCGCUUGAAAUAUUAGCGACACCAGUUUAUUUUCCACAAAAUGUUGUGCAAGAGAAGGCCUUUGCGGAGCGUACGACAAGUAUGGAGCAUGUUCGUGAAGUUGAGGACAACUUGUUGAAGAGCUUUGAAAAUACCAAAUACCAGGAACAAGAACCUCUUCAGAGGAUCCUACAUUGGGCAAUCGUGAACGGUGCCUUCACGCUGGCUCAUCGUUGCAUCUCUCAAAACCCAGAGGUGCUCCAAUGGAAACGAAACGGCGCAACCUGGCUUCACGUGGCAGCUCUACACGGACAGCAUGGAUUUAUUCAGCUUCUAGGGGAGACACCAUCCCAUGAUAUUGAUGUCUUUUCGACGGCCGAAGACAGUAUCACAGCUCUACAUCUAGGAACUAUUGAUGGCAACGUCAAGACUGUGCAAUCUCUCUUACAGAUGAUGCCGAAGCAAUCUGACAGGGUCGAAGCUAUUAUAAAACAAAAUAGCCAAAGCGAGUCUCCCCUAACAAUUUCGAUAACCCGAAGACAUAAAAACCUGGAAGACCUAUUUUGGGAUGUCAUCAGUCAACUUGGGACUUCCGACAAGAGCUUUAUGCAGAAGAGUCCCGGAAAGGCCAGUAAGAUCCUCGAGCUGCUCGCUAUAUAUGAAACACCUGGAAAUGAAGUCGUCUUGCAUCAACUACUUCAGCAAUGGUACCUGAAUGAACAAGUUGAAGAUCGACAAGGUUUCACAACUCUUCACUUGGCAGUCUAUUGCUCCCAAGCCGUCGUGGUAUGGUGGCUGUUGUCAAAGGGUGGAUACUCCGACUGUAUUGAGAGCGCCCUUGAGCUUUUGCCAGGACGAGAUGGAGACGACAGCGUCGAAAGUUACAUUAAAGGUUUACUUCUGCAUCCACCUCCAAUCCUUGCCCGAGUUGCCAACCCAAAUAAUGAUCGCGUAACUUUACCACCAAUACUUGCAAACGAAGAAAAUCCCGCGCUGAAGAUGCAAGGGAAUAUUGUCGAUAUUUACUCUAAAGGCGGAAGGGUAAGCAUCCCAUAUACAAAGUCCAGUAUCAAUAAUAUCGUCUACGAAGAAGGUCCGGAAUACCUCAUGGCAAAGGCCCGAAAGAACUUAAACUUAGAUGCGCUGAAGAGGAAAUUAGAGCGUACUGUUCAUGAUGAAGGAAGACGGGGGGUUGAAAACCCCUUGAGUAACCGUGGAGUUCCGUACACCGCGAUAACCGAACCAGCUCAACAUGACAUCGAUAUUAAUGAAGGGGGCUUCGGUGGAGUUACUGGAGAUCUUAAGCUUCGUUGGAUUCAUCUUCCCGUUAAUGAUUUACAAAUCAUGAGAGACCUAGUUUGUCGGUUGUCGCAUGAUGCAAAACGUUUGGCGAUGGACCAUACGGCCUUGAUGAAGCACUUUAAUAACAGCUGGACCGAAUUGGCGGCGGGUGGGAAACGGAACUACAUGAAACCGCAAUGCGUUCGAAAAGAAAUAGACCAUUCCGAUCACCCGAACGAUAAUCAAAAUAGAAACCAGCCGUUGAGAGAGAAUUCUACCUGCGCGGCUCUCUAUAUGCCAUAUCUCACAUUGGGGACUUAUCCUCGCGUAGACUCGGACUGUAAUACCGAUAGAUCUGAUAAGUUCGAGGAGUCAAUAAGUAACUAUAACUCGAGACAAAUCAAACACAAGUCCAUGACGCUUGACCAGUACUACUACCCAACUAUUGCUAAUUCCGACGAAAGAGAUAAUGAUCAAGUCCUGUCAAAAUUCCUAAACGAGAAAGAUGGACUAGGUCGAAAGAAGAUUUUAUUGGUAAAUCAAAUAUGGAUAUGGAUCAUCGAUGAAAAAACAAUUAUCAGCGCUACGACAGAGGAUUCGGUACACACGAAGAAUUUGUUCCAGAGUAUUCAGAACAAUAUUCUAUAUGGCGAGACCAGAAGUCGGUUUGAGCGUGCUACGUCGGUUCAGUCUAUUAUGGAGCUGUUUGUAGGAGCUGCAAGCGGAUUCUUCAUGGAAAAGUUCAUAUCCUGUCCAGGUCAAGACAUGGGGCAACGAAUAAAUAAGGGACCGAUCGAGAUAUUCAGGGAAUCGAUCAGAAAAGUGGCUGAUGAUGAAACUCGGCUCUUCCGAGAUUUUCUCCAAGGUCUGCGUAACGAAGCCAAGGGACAAGGAGGCCCCAAAGGAGGCCCCAUCGGAAAAGAACCUCAGUCCAAUUCGCGAGCCCAGCAAACAUCUCAGAAUCGCUAUCAUAUCAUCUCACCCGAGACCGAGCUUCUUGAACUGAUACGGGAUAUUCGUGAUGAGCUCCAUAUCCUCAGGUCUUUAGCGGAGGACCAAGAUGUCGUCUGGAAACAGGCCUUUACUUCAGGGGGUCAUAUAGAGCACCCGGGUCAAUUUCAGUACUAUCACUCUUGCACGCCUACUGAUGUCAAGAAGAGUCUAGACGACAUGCUCUUGGAAGCGGAGAAAACGACCAACUAUAUCAACGACCUUCUCGACUUGCGACAAGCCGAGUACAACCGAGUGCAAGCAAACGAUUCUGCUAACCAAUCGAAAAGUAUAUUUAUAUUCACCGUCGUCACCAUUGUAUUCCUCCCCCUUUCGUUCCUUUCAUCCCUAUUUGCACUCGACGUAACUAGUUUCCCCCACGAAUCAGGAGACUUGAAGUACGAAGCAUGGUGGCUAUUUCCGAUUCUUUUUGGUGUGACGGCUGCCGUCUCUAUUCCCGCUAUCUUCUUGGCAUGGAAUGUGAAUGCCAUCUCAGAGCGGUUCCAGCUGCGGGCUAAAAAAGAUCCCACCGAAAGACCUACGACUACAAAUGCAAGUAAUGUUCCAGCACAAAAGAGUACAUCGAGAUUUUCUGGUGAGAGGUUGAAGCGGAGGUGGCGGAGGCGUGACAAGAAUGUCCUCCCACAGCACGAGGGCCCCUAACUAGACUCUACGAUCGCUUGGGAGUCUAUAUAGUGAUCUCUUGGUAUUAUAUAUAAUUCGAAUAUUUAAACUUGA